This is a messenger RNA of Musa acuminata AAA Group (dessert banana), 2163 nucleotides long. RefSeq names its product protein SOB FIVE-LIKE 5-like. The coding region runs from base 211 to 843 and encodes 210 amino acids. Gene Ontology annotation, biological process: cytokinin biosynthetic process. The record is from RefSeq and is a predicted model, not a curated record. The transcript is spliced from 3 exons. NCBI's taxonomy places the organism in Eukaryota, Viridiplantae, Streptophyta, Magnoliopsida, Zingiberales, Musaceae.
CUGUUCACGGGAUGUUGUAGCAAAUCAUGGAAACCGGUGUCGAGUGGUACGCUUUGCCUCGCUGUAUUGCAUGUGACCCCGUUUUGGCUCCAUUCCUCCGACGGAGUGUGAGAUAGUGCGUGCGAGGGAGGCGACCCGCCUCAUCUCUCUCUCUUUAAACCAAGGCGAUUCAUCUCUUUGUGCCUCUCGAGUCCAUAGCCAUAAAGGAGAAUGAGAAGAGCCUUCUCCUGUGUCGACCCACUGAUGCAGAGAGAGGAGGACGAUGUUAGCUCGGAUUGCAGCAGUGGAUGCCAAUCUGGUUGGACCGACUACUUGGACAAGUCCUGCGGUGAGUGCCGUCAGCCUCUCGUCUGCGGCAAAGGUGGUUCCUUUGAGGAAGAGGAGGAGGACCUGUCCAUGGUCUCCGAUGCGUCCUCCGGGCCUCCACAUUUUCCCGAGGAGGACGAGCAUUCCUGCGGCUAUCUUCGCUCCAGCACUUGCUUUCAGGCCGGCGGCUGCCUCUGCUCUGCCUUGACUCCAGCUGCUGGAUUGGCCGCGGGCGGUGCCAAGAAGAGGAGAGUCGAACCGGAGCAGCAGAGACAACGUUCUUCUCUGUUGGAUGACACCGCCAGUUCGCCUCUGUUCAGCUUCUCCAAGGCAUGCUAUAUUCCCGAUCCUUACUCUCCAUUAUCUGAUUUCAAUCCGCUGCUCAGCUUCAACAAAGCCAUUUUGGAGGUCUCUUGUGGCUUUAAGAGAAAUCUCCAACUGGAGAAGCAAAUGGGCCACCUUCAAUCCUCUGUUCCUGUGAAGCCAACCCCUUGGAGACCAAUAUCAAGAAAAGUAGGUGGGAAGAAGAUUUGGUGAUCGACUCAUCUGAAGCAGAAACAUGUGGAUGGAUCUUUGAAGUUCUCAAAAGAGAUCAACUUUAAUCUUCUACUGUACCUCUCUCUCUCUCUCUCUCUCCUCUGUUAUUCUCCUUGUGGCAAGUCAAUGCAGUGGGAAGGAAGCGAUCAACCUCUGCAACAGAGAAGAGAAGAAAUAAUUACUUACUCUUCAGCAUUCUUCUUCUUUUCAUUCUUUUGUCAUGAAUGGAGGUAACAAAAUGAGCCACCAUAGACUCUCUGUUCCCACCCUCAUCUCCCACCUUCUCACAAGGACAUGCAUUCAAAUGGAUGAGGUCCCAUGGAGGAGGAGGAUCCGCAUCGAUCACCGGCCUGUCGAUCGUCAUGAGAUCACAAUAAUGAAAACUCACUCGAUAGAUUCAGUUCCAAGCCAAGUGUAAUGCUCACUCGACGCGCCAUGUCGUGAUCAAGGACCCUUACCCAGUUACCAUCUUGUCCGACUGGUCCAACAUUUGCAUCACCACCACAGGAAAUGGAGGACGCUUGCACUGAGAAGCUGGAGGCACGGUCACUCUCACCACCGGCUUGCCCUGCAUCACCCCAUUCAUGGCAGCGAGCGACUCAAGGUCGCUCUCCUGUAAACAAACACCAAGCUGCAUGCUUUAUAGUGUCAUGUCUCCUUCGUGCUACCGUAUGAUCAAAAUACUUCUCCAGUCAACCUAGUGUGUAUGUGACCGUGAAACAGAUAAGCAUAAUAAGUAAGAGAGAGAAGCAUCCCGACAGGUACGGCCAUGUCCUCUGAGUGUGUUCGACCUGAGGGCACGGAAAGGGAGGAAGACGACCUGCACGCAGCUAGAUGCGCGUUCCGACGAUGCUGUACUCGUCUCGAACACAGCCCUCGGGCCUCAUGCGCACCAGUCGAUGGAUUACGGAUGGUAAGAAGUCGAUGUUGAUUCUUCCGAGUCUUUUGUAUCAGAUGUUUGAUGAAGAUUCACAGAAGAAACGCCACAAAGCAAACCUCGAAGUCCUCAUCCUUCCAUAAGAAAGAAGAAACAGAGGGUAACCGAAAUCGAACACCCAGGUUUCACAGCAGCCAUGUUAACCAACCUGUCUUCUUCCUCGAGCAAGCUCCACGUUAACUAGUUUCUACUGAGAAGCUGCUUUUGAGAGGCUUUACCUGAGCCUGCAGAACACAAGGACAUGAACCGUAGCAGUCAAAGCCAGACUUUUAAGGCAGGCAGCAUGGCCUCAUCUUUAUCCUCAUCCUCAUCUUUAUCAGCCUUAAAUGGCAAUUCUGGACAUGCACAGGCUCUGAUGCCUGCCCAUUCAAUAUGCACUUCAA